Molecule: messenger RNA, 4106 nt
Organism: Eptesicus fuscus (big brown bat)
Lineage: Eukaryota; Metazoa; Chordata; Mammalia; Chiroptera; Vespertilionidae
Gene: SPIN1
Product: spindlin 1
Exons: 7
Coding region: 364-1152 (262 amino acids)
Biological process (GO): gamete generation; regulation of DNA-templated transcription
Cellular component (GO): cytosol; nucleoplasm
Source: RefSeq, a predicted model, not a curated record
CGGCGGCGGCGGAGCGGGGGCGGGGCGGCGCCGUCUGGCUCGGUCGGGCUGGGGCGGGAGCACGGCGCGGGACGGCGGGGCCCGCGGGCUGAGGACAGCGGCCUCAGUGGCCGACAGAACUCCAGUGAUGUCUUCCUGGCUUUGAUAAUUUCCUGGCUUCUGGUGUGACAAGGUGUUCCAGUCUGACUUGGAAUUAGCCAUUCCAAGUGCUUAUGAUUUCACGUAUUUUUGCUGAAUUUGUAAAAGAGGCACGCCAAUGAUGGAUUAACACGAACAUUGAAAUUCUGUGCACAGUUUCAAAUUGGAGCAUAUUGAAUUUUCACCCUAGUUCAGCAGCUCUGCUGCUCACUUAAAUGCAGAUGAAUGAAGACCCCAUUCGGGAAGACACCUGGCCAACGGUCCAGAGCUGAUGCAGGCCAUGCUGGUGUAUCUGCAAGCAUGAUGAAGAAAAGGACGUCCCACAAAAAACACCGGAGCAGCGUGGGGCCGAGCAAGCCCGUGUCCCAGCCUCGGCGGAACAUCGUAGGCUGCAGGAUUCAGCAUGGGUGGAAGGAGGGCAGUGGCCCUGUCACCCAGUGGAAAGGAACCGUUCUGGACCAGGUGCCUGUAAACCCUUCUUUGUAUCUUAUAAAAUACGAUGGAUUUGACUGUGUUUAUGGACUCGAACUUAAUAAAGAUGAAAGAGUGUCUGCGCUUGAAGUCCUCCCUGAUAGAGUUGCAACAUCUCGAAUCAGCGAUGCACACUUAGCCGACACAAUGAUUGGCAAAGCUGUAGAGCACAUGUUUGAGACCGAGGAUGGCUCUAAAGACGAAUGGAGGGGAAUGGUCUUGGCACGUGCCCCUAUAAUGAACACAUGGUUUUACAUCACCUAUGAGAAAGACCCGGUCUUGUACAUGUACCAGCUCUUAGAUGAUUAUAAAGAAGGUGACCUUCGCAUUAUGCCUGAUUCUAAUGAUUCACCUCCAGCAGAAAGGGAACCAGGAGAAGUUGUGGACAGCCUAGUAGGCAAACAAGUGGAAUAUGCCAAAGAAGAUGGCUCUAAAAGGACUGGCAUGGUCAUUCAUCAAGUAGAAGCCAAACCGUCUGUCUAUUUCAUCAAGUUUGAUGAUGAUUUCCAUAUUUAUGUCUACGAUUUGGUGAAAACAUCCUAGAUGUCGUCAUGAACUUUGCCAAAUUUGUGGAACUAUUAAAUGUAUAAUUUGUAGACAUAAAGACUUUCUGCUUUCCAGUUUAAUGAAAGCUUAAAUGUCCCUGCGAACCCACAAUCUCUGCCAGCAGAACGGGUUUUGUUCUGAAUAGUACAGAUUUAUGUGAACACAAAGCCUUUUGUGUUAGCAACUCCUUCCUCUUAAAAGAAGUCUGUCUGUCUGGAGGGGAGUUACAGGUAAAAGUUAAGCUAGUAUCAUUGUCAAUUAAAACUGUAAUCGAUUUUAUCCAUUUCCCCUUCACUCUUAACAUUCUCUUAUUCUGCUGCCACAAUGCAAGCAUAGUUUGGUAUUUUUGUUACUGCCUUUUUUUGAGAUAUAUAUGCAUCAAUAUCUACCUAUGUCUGUGUGUAUACGUAUAUUAUAUAUAUAUAUAUAUAUAUAUAUAUAUAUAUAUAUGCACACACAGAUUUUUGCACGUGUGUACGUGAGCGUACACACACACACUUUAUUGGCAGUCCUUUCUUUGUGGAUUGGGAUGGGGUUAAAUAAUUUUCUCCAGUUUAAUAGGAGUGCUUGAUCCAAGUCAGUCAUAUUUAACAUAUUAAUGCUGUUUAUUUAAAAUUAAAUUUGGGCACAGGAAGCACAUAGGGAUGUUCAGCUUGUUUCAAAGUCGAAAGUUCAGAGCACCUUUUUCAAUGUGGAGGCUUCAAACCAUAAGUCCAAAUAGAAAUCACUUCUCAACAGCUAAUGACCCACAUUAGAAUUUUAUAAAAUAGUUAGAAAUCUGGGUAAAAGGCUGCCUUUAAGUCUAAGCUUUGUAAAUUCUUUUGUUUACAUAUUUUAUCAAAUACUUUUUUUUUUUUUUUUUUAAAGCAAAGCCCAGGUGCUUGGUCCACACAGUGUAAUGCCAGUGUAUUUUGGACACACAUUGGGUCCAGUAUUUGUACAAAUCAGUAACCUGGGUUUUGGUACAUCGGUUACCCGUGUGUAUGUGGCGAGUUCCUGGAAGAGCUAGUACUUUAUAUUAAUAAUGUAAGUGGAAGAAUGACAGUGUUGCCCUCGAACAAGUUCUCUGGGACACUUGCAUUUUUAUUGCUACUAUUACUGAUACAUGAUUAUGGUCCAAAGGCUUUUCCCCUGGCUUUCCCCCACAAAGAAUGUCUAGGCAAAUACCAGCUAAACCUCCUGACAUCUUUUGGGGUGCUGUAUGUUCUUGCUUAUGAUGUGCUGCUUCUGUGGACACUGUUACCCCAGGAUCAGUGGCCCAUGCUCCUUUGUUGGUGUGACUGAUAGCAGCCCUUAGCCACAGAAUCCUUCCCUGGCUUAUUCCUUCAAGGUAGUUUUUACUGAAAAAGUGUUUGGUUUAGCAGCAAUACACCCAUGUGUCACUUUGUUUUAGAUAAGCCAUGGCAGUUUGAAAGGUAGGAUAAGGCCUUACGUGAAACCAGUCUCUUGGGAGAUUGGAAAUCUUACCUAAGAUUUGGGUAAAAGGCUGAACACUCUUGCUGUCAAUCGACUUCCAUCAUGGCUGUCCUUGCUGUCAGAGAUUUUGUAGUUUAAAGGUCUCAUGUGUGGUUUGCAUGAUGCCCACUUCGCUCCAGGAAGGCUGCGCCUAGUGCUGGUGGAUGGUAACCCCGCACGCCAUAUACGUACACACCACGUUUCCUACAGCGUAUCCAGCGCCUCAUCGCAGCAGCCAAGGGCGAGCUUCUCCAUGCAGUGAGUUACCUAGGUCUUAGGUACUCCUCCCGUGAAUAAACAAGUGUCAUCUGCACGCCUGUCCGCUGCUCUCCUGGUGGCUCUUGGAAGAGUGCCUGCAUGUGAAUCUAAGGCCAAGCCUGGCUCCCCAAACCCAGUGGACACGCGGCCCAGAGAGGGAGUGUGUCUAGCGCGUGCACUACACAAACAGCACAGUGACUUCGGGCUGAGAAACAAAGCUCGCUAGAAGUGUCCUGCUGAGGGCCGGGUCAGUGGAAACAUUUCUAGCAUUCCUUCCUUAAUGGCUUGCAUUGUGGUAUUUCCACAAGUACCUUUAGCAGCUUCUCGGUGCCACAUGGCCUGCCAAUCUAGAUGAAUGUGACAAGUGAUUAUUGUUAUUAUUUUAAUUAUUGCUCCAUUUUUUGCCUUUAGGGGUGAAGGAAGGGGAAGGGUUUUUUGUUGUUUGUUUUCCAUCUUUUUUUUUUUUUUUUUUUUUUUUUUUUUUUUUUUGUGGCUUAUACCCCACUUCCUGAUGCUGUGACUAAUUCUGCUCCCUAGCCAAAUAUAUCAGGCUUCAUUUUAGGCUCAUGUUUCAGAUCUGCAUGCAUUGCUUGCGUUUUCCUGGUAUCUGGAUGUUGGCUCCUUGUCCUAGGAAUCCAACAUUGAUUUCCAAAAUUAUCAUGGGACUUGUGACAACACAAGACAUGAAUCUGUAUAAAAUGUAUUGGCCUUCCUCACUGACCUGCUAUAGUAUUAUUGUGUCGUGUGUGCGUGUGUGAUGUCUGGCUGCCAUGUAAAGCUUCAAAGGAAAACCUUAAAGCAGACCAUCCCUUUUUGCAUGCUCUAUUCUGAGUAAAAUGUUCAAUGUAACUAAUGAAAAAUGCAUGUUAAAGAUAUUUAGGUUUUUUUUUUUUUAAUCUUUGUUUUUACUUGUUUUCAGUUUCCUGUAUAUUUGCUUACUGUGCUGUUUUAGUGGUUGUAGGAUAAAAUGCACUGGUGAAGCAAUGUAGUGCCAACAGGAGGUGAUUUUCCAGUUGUGUGUGUCAUGCAGCAUUUGAAGGGACUGUGCAUCUUAGAACAAUCACAGUUACCUCUAAACCAGAUUUCAUUUCUAUUAUUUUACGUGCCAAACCCCGAAGUGCAUUGGGCUUGAAUCUCUGAACGCUGUGGACCCAUUGGAAGACUGUUUUGAUUGUCACAAAUUGUAGUGCCUGAAAACAUUCUUAAGUGAUUGUCUUAAAAAAAAAAAAAAAGAAAAA